Molecule: messenger RNA, 657 nt
Organism: Penicillium odoratum
Lineage: Eukaryota; Fungi; Ascomycota; Eurotiomycetes; Eurotiales; Aspergillaceae
Exons: 1
Coding region: 1-657 (218 amino acids)
Source: RefSeq, a predicted model, not a curated record
AUGGCAAGAAGGCAAGGGUCGUACAAGGGGCAUAACUGGUCUGACGAAGAGCUCGAUUCGGUGUGCUAUCUUCGAUGCAUCCGUCAUUGGCGCUUCACACAAAUUCAAAAGGCGAAGUUUCCAUCACUUUCCCAACACGCAGUCGGCCGGGCCUAUAGGAGACUACCUCCAGAAGAGCGCACACGCCGAGCACUCGCUGCCGUACCUGCCCACACAAGGCCCCGCCAUAUCACAGAACGCAACGUUUCAAGUCAUCACAACUCAGCAAACAUCGAGAUUAGUGAUACACCAUUGGGCAAUGGUGACAACCAAAAUCGCUACAACCUCCGGCCAAACAGACCCUCAACCUUUGCAGAACGAAAGCCACGUUAUAUGGUGGAUCGCGACCGCUUUCCUCAUUUCUUUGAGUCCUAUCGCGAUUCCACCAAGCCGAACCAGCUACCAGACAGCGAAUACAUUCCGUCACAUACACCUACUCCAAGCUCGUCGGAGCACUCUCCUUCUAUCAUCUCUAGUCUACCUAGCGAGAUAUCGAGCUUAGAACUGUUCGGCCUCGAGGCACGGUCCCCCAAGCCAUCAGAUCAUACGCUUUCUGUUCUCUCAAUUUGCUCAAGUAAUUCAUCAAGCGCUGAAUUCUUCAGCACCGAAGAGCCCUGA